GCGGACAAUAACUCCACUGUGAACUGACGCUCACCUCCCGUUAUUCCUCACCGAAACACUCACUCCCGGCCGCCAGUGACAGACAAGAGACGGGCUUCCAGGAGUUAGCGCCUCUAAAAAUACACAGGAGCCCCUUUCAAUCAUUUCAGUGUUUAAGAAAUCAUCCUUUGGCUGGAAAUAGACACGUGUGUUGCGGGCGGACACGAGCGGUCCCGGUGAAGUUUAUGGACUGAAAGUCUCGUCGCUCGUGUGGAUUAACUGGACUCAAAUCACUGCCAGUCUGUGAGAAGCGAAGCGUCGCGCUUUUUUGUUUGUUUCAAAGAAGACUUCAAUGCUUUAAAUGCAGACCGUCUCCGCAGGCAUGUGCUAUGCCACUGGAUAACCAAGAGGACAGCAGCCUCUCGAACAUUAUAUGUCUGACAAAUGUGUGUUUGCAGUGCAGUGUGGGAUGGCCCUCAUCUUGACCCUGCUUCAGUCCCUCAUCCUGGGUGUUCUGGGGCUCCACAGCAGUUACCCUCGCUUCUCCUCCAACCACACACUCCUUCAGCACCUGGCGUUGCACCCCGAUCCCAGCGUAGGCACCGUGUAUGUGGGGGCCCGGGACCAUCUGUUCCAGCUGGCCGGCCUUGAUGGCCUCCGUCUGGAAGUGGAUGAGGAAACCGGCCCGGUGAGAGACAGCAAGGACUGUCUGCCUCCAGUGACCCGGCAGAACUGCCCUCAGGCUGGGCUAGUCAGCAACCACAACAAGCUCCUAUUGGUGGACCCAUAUUCCCUCCAGCUCAUCACCUGCGGCAGCGUCCACCAGGGCACCUGCCAGAAACGAAGCCUCGCCAAUGUUAAAGAAGUGCUCUUCUCUGCCGAGAGGCCUGUAGAUACGCAGUAUGUGGCGGCUAAUGACCCGUUAGCGUCAACAGUUGGGCUAGUGGUGCGACCGCAAGACAAGGAUCCCGUCUUGUAUGUAGGUCGAGGAUACACCAGCAGUCACCCGCCAGUCUCCACUCGGCAGCUUUCAACAGAGCCUGUGUUUUCCUACGAGGAAACCGCCAAACUUGCUGUUGCUGGACGUCUUUCGGAGUAUGAUCACAAUUUUGUCGCCACCUUUGCGCGACGUAACCACGUCUACUUUUUGUUUUAUAGACGUGACCUGAAGGCUGCCUCAAGGGAGUAUCGGACGUAUGUUGCACGAGUUUGUUUGGACGAUCAGGCGUAUUAUUCUUACGUCGAGGUACCGCUGACAUGUCGCUCACGCUCGACUGGAAGGACUUACAGUUUCCUGCAGGGGGCGCAAGUGGGCGGGGAGGAGUCUGGAGGAUCGCAGGUGUUAAUGGGAGUGUUUUCGACAGGGGUUAGUGCUGCUAAUGGACCCGGUGAGGAAUCUGCAUUGUGUGUGUACUCUCUGGAGGAAGUGGACCGUGGGAUUGAUGCUACGCGAGACCUGUGCUACACGAAGGUUGGGGAGAAAGAUGGCAUCAAAGUGGCGUACAUUGAGUAUGAUGUCAAAUCCAGCUGUGCCAACCUGCCCACGAACACCCUGAACGCUUAUCCCUGCGGCUCGGACCACACCCCGAGUCCAAUGGCGAGCCGCGAGCCGGUGGAGGCUGAAGCUGUAUUGGACAGCCCGUCCGCUCGGCUCACUGCUGUCGCCGUCAGUGUGAAGGAGGGGCACACCAUUGUCUUCCUGGGAGACUCCAAAGGCUAUUUGCAUAAGGUGUUCUUGGGUAACUCGGGAGAGGUGAAGAACUACUCCAGUCUUCUCAUCCAGUCUGGUUUGGCCAUCAGCAGUGAUUUACUACUGGAUUCCAAUCACAGACACAUCUACAUCAUGACCAGCAAUUCUGUGGAGAAGAGGCCUGUGGCAGAGUGUGACACACACACGGACUGCUCGUCCUGUCUUUCGGUGAAGGAUCCGUACUGCGGCUGGUGUGUGCUGGACGGCCGCUGUGGGAUGCGUUCAGACUGUCGGCUGGGCUCGGUUGAAGGUCAUUGGCUGUGGAGUUUUGAUGAACAGCAGCAGUGCUUGAGCGUCCAGUCUCUGAGUCAAUAUAACGCCAGCCUUGGAGAACAGAAACGGAUUACUGUGGAUGUCCCGGGUUUGCCCAGUCUGUCAGAGGGUGACAGGUAUUCCUGUUUUUUUGAAGACGCUGAAACAGCUGCUUUAGUCCAGGGCACAACAGUCACCUGUGACACUCCUGAGGCCCACAGACUUCAGCCUCUACCACAGGGAAACGAUUCAGUGUCUGUCAUGCUGUCUCUGCGCUUCGGGACGGUCACUGUAGCACUGGCCGGCUUCACCUUCUACGACUGCUCUGUGGUGCAGCAGCUCUCUGCCAGCAUGCCGUGUAGUGGUUGUGUGAACAGCCGCUGGAAGUGUAACUGGUGUAUCCAUCAGCAUGUGUGCACUCACCGCUCCACGUGUGACAGUGGUGCCAUCAUCUACAACCAACAUUUUACCUUCCCUACGUCUGCUCCUCGAACAAUAAAAGACUCGUACACAUAUACCACCUCCACACCCACCACAAGCAUAACAACAGUCCUCCCCACCACUGAAGCUGGCAUUACAACUGAAGCAAUUAUAAUGACGACCACUCCAGAGCCCACCAUCGCUCCCACUACACCACUGGAAACCACAACCCCAAUCAACAAUCCUCCCACAACCCCCAACCAUGCCACAACCAGCCCCACUCCACUGCCCACCGACACCAUCACGGAGGCCACGACCCUCUCGCAGAACGCCUCUCAGGUGGAUGAGAGCAUCCAGGUAGGUUUGCUGUCGACCCCGACUCCGCAAUCCAAUGAAGAGCUUGCCAGACACUCGACGCCUGAAGUGACGCUGCCCGCAUUGAGAGCUGGCGAAGUGGUGACGAUGGGGCCAUUAAGUGAAGUUCUGCCAUCUGAAGUGGCUACCCUAUCAUAUACGGAGAUGAACAUGGAUGCCCUUUUAGAGACGGGACUCCCAGUGUCAUCCGCUAGCGCCCCCUCUGGCGACGGUGAGGCAGGCCCUGAUUCAGCCGAUUUCGCUCUCGCUCAAGAUACUGACUACCAGUCGGACUCAGACGACCUUUUGUUGAUGGAGGAGGAGAGUUUACUGGUGAGCCGAGGCUCUCAGGCCUGUCCAUGUGUGGAGAGGAUUCAGGGCAGUUCACUCCUACCUGUCAAUGUCGAAAGGAAGAUCACGCUACUGGGACGCAACUUACACCUCUAUCAGGACAAAGAAUUUGACUACCAGUGUGUGUUGGUGAUCGAGGGCCGAUCGGUGGUGGUGGACGCGUUUGUGGAGGGGGAUGAUACUCAGCCAUCUCUGUUCUUUAUCACCUGCCAGCUGCACCAGUACUCAUACUCUGCUGCUGUGGAGGAAUACAAGAGCAUGAUCUCCAUCAGGAGGAGGGACUCCUUCCAGAUGGAUUACCCAGAAGACCUGCAUGUGCGGCUGUAUAACUGCUCUGUGGGCCGCUCAGACUGCAGUCGCUGUCACACGGCUGAUCCGCAGUACGGGUGUGUGUGGUGUGAAGGGUCUCCCUCCAGCUGCGUCUACAAGAGCUCCUGCACUGAACAUGUCCAGCAGACCUGCCCUGCACCUCACAUACACACGAUUGAGCCUCUGUCUGGUCCAGUGGAGGGCGGCACAGUGGUCACCGUGUCUGGCUCUAAUCUGGGCCAGAGAGCUGAAGACAUCCAGCACUCAGUGAGUGUAGCAGGAGUCUCCUGUUCCGUCAUCCCAGACAGAUACGAGGUGUCCUCCAGUAUUGUGUGUGAGACUGCAGCUAGUGUCGGAGAACAGAGCGGCCACGUCUCAGUGCAGGUCAGAGGAGGAGGAAUCGGUCAGUCUGCACAGCGCUUUCACUACCAGAACCCAGUAUUAUUGGCAGUGUCUCCCCUGAAAGGCCCAAUGUCAGGCGGCACGUCACUCACUAUAACGGGACAAAACCUUCUGACGGGCCGCUCCAGUGAGAUCAGCAUCCUGAUUGGCGGAGUCCCCUGUCACAUUUUACCGGAGCAGUUUAGCAAUGAACGUGUUGAAUGUGUGACCGGAGGCAGUAACAGGACUGGAGAGAGCGGCGUUACUGUGCGGUUUGGUAGAGCUGAGCGCCAUCUAAAGGAGACCCACUAUCAUUACACCCCAGACCCCAAUGUUACCCAUGCUGCACCCUCCAAAAGCUUCAUCAGCGGUGGACGAAUCAUCCGAGUGGCUGGUCAGCAUCUGGACGUGGUGCAGGAGCCCCGUAUCCGUGUGACCCUCACGCCUCUGGAGCCACACUCACAAAAGAAGAAGAAGAAGAAAAAGAGGAGGAGCGCGGUUCACAGUCUGCUCAGGAGAGAGCGCCGUAUCGUCCCAGAGCACAACUGUCCCGAAGGCAGCCUGUGUGUCCGCAAACAGGUACAGUUCACUCAAGUGGAGGAGAGGUGCUCGGUGAACAGCAGCACACUAAUCCUGUGUCCCACUCCAGAGGUGGGCCCUGAGGCACUGCGAGCGGCCGUCACGGUGCACUUCCUCCUGGAUAACUUGCACUUUGAAUUUGAGGAGGUCAGCGGGAGCCCCUUCAGCUAUGAGCCCAAUCCUGUUCUUCAUCCUCUCAAUCAACACGAUCCCAGCAAACCCUUCAGACACAAACCCGGCAGCAUCAUCUCUGUCGAGGGGGAGAAUUUGGAUCUGGCCAUGUCGAAGGAAGAGGUUCAGGCGCUGAUCGCUGAUGGAGAGUGUGCUGUAAAGACUUUAACCAGAAACCACCUGUACUGUGAGCCUCCAGCACAGCAGCCGUCAGUGGCAGCACUCAAGAAACGAGACGCCACUGACACACUACCAGAGUUUACAGUACGGAUGGGGAAUCUGAACUUCUCUCUGGGACGGGUGCAGUAUGACUCUCAGGGUCCCGCUGCAUUUCCUCUGGAGGCCCAGGUGGGCGUCGGAGUGGGAGCAUCCAUCGUGGCUCUGAUCGUGUUGGUUAUUGUGCUCAUUUACAGGAGGAAAAGCAAGCAGGCACUAAGAGACUAUAAGAAGGUACAGAUCCAGCUGGAGAAUUUGGAGACGAGUGUUCGGGACCGCUGUAAGAAGGAGUUCACAGAUCUGAUGACAGAGAUGAUGGACGUGUCUGGUGAUCUCAUGGGCUCAGGGAUCCCAUUCCUGGAUUAUCGUAAAUACUCUGAGCGGAUUUUCUUCCCUGGUCACCGUGAGUCUCCGCUGAGACGAGAUCUUGAUGUACCCGCGUGUCGCCGCGCCACAGUCGAGCAGGGGCUGGUUCAGCUCUCCAACCUACUGAACAGCAAACUGUUCCUCACCAAGUUCAUCCACACUCUGGAAGCCCAGCGCACCUUCUCUCCACGGGACAGGGCGUAUGUAGCCUCCCUUCUCACGGUGGCACUGCAUGGCAAGCUGGAGUAUUUCACCGACAUCCUCAAAACUCUGUUGAGUCACCUGGUGGAGCAGUACACCACCAAAAACCCCAAACUCAUGCUGCGAAGGACUGAGUCUGUGGUGGAGAAGCUGUUGACUAACUGGAUGUCCAUUUGCCUUUACACCUUCCUCAGGGAUACAGCAGGUGAGUCCUUCUACAUGCUGUUCAGAGCAAUAAAGCAUCAGGUGGACAAAGGCCCAGUGGACGCAGUUACAGGCAAAGCCAAAUACACACUCAAUGACAACAGACUGCUGCGGGAAGAUGUGGAGUAUCGCACAUUGACUCUGAAUGUUCUAGUAAACAAUGGAGGAGCUGGCGAAUCUCAGACGCUUCCCACCAAAGUGCUGGACUGUGACACCAUCACACAGGUGAAGGAGAAGAUCCUGGAGCAGGCGUGGAAGAGCACAUCAUUCUCCCAGAGACCCUCUGCAGACUCUGUGCAUCUGGAGUGGAGGGCAGGAAUGGCUGGUCAUCUGAUCUUGUCAGAUCAGGAUUUGACAUCAGUUGUUCAGGGGUCCUGGAAACGCCUCAACACUUUACAGCACUAUAAGGUUCCAGACGGAGCGACAGUAACACUGGUGUCACGACAAUCCAAGCAGAUCCACCAUGACAGCCAUGACUACAUACCAGGAGAGAAGACGCCGAUGUUGGAAGAUGGAGAUGAAGGAGGAGUGAAGCAGUGGCACCUGGUGAAAGCCAAUGAAGAGGCAGAGCUUCCCAAACACAGACGGGGCAGUUUGAGAGACAAAGAGCGUGAGAGAGCCAAGGCCAUCCCAGAGAUCUACCUCACACGCCUGCUGUCUGUCAAGGGUACACUGCAGAAGUUUGUGGAUGAUCUGUUCACUGUGAUUCUGAGCACCAGUCGGCCGGUUCCACUAGCUGUCAAGUAUUUCUUCGAUCUGUUGGAUGAUCAGGCGGCACAGCACAACAUUACAGACCCGGAGACAAUCCACAUAUGGAAAACAAACAGCUUGCCACUGAGGUUCUGGAUCAACAUCCUGAAGAACCCACAGUUUAUCUUCGAUGUUCAGGCCUCUGACAAUGUAGACGCCGUGCUGUCAGUCAUUGCUCAGACCUUCAUGGACUCCUGCACUAUCGCCGACCACAAACUGGGCAGGGAUUCCCCAAUCAACAAGCUCCUGUACGCUCGAGACAUCCCACGCUACAAACAAAUGGUGGAGAGGUACUACUCGGAUAUCAAACAGACGAUCUCUGUCAGUGACCAGGAGAUGAACUCUUCUCUAGCUGAACUCUCUCGGAACUACUCGAAUGAAGUGAAUCAUCUAGUGGCAUUGCAUGAGUUGUACAAGUAUAUCAACAAAUACUAUGAUCAGAUCAUCACCGCUUUAGAAGAGGACUCCACUGCUCAGAAGAUGCAGCUGGGCUACAGACUCCAACAGAUCGCCGCCGCUGUGGAGAAUAAAGUCACUGAUCUCUGACCUGUAACCUCACAUAGACACUCCAAACAGACAAAACCAGUGAAAGCACAGAGACCUCGUACUUGUUGAACUCUCCAGAGCGCCAAGGAGAACAGAGAACAUUUGAGAGGGAUAAAAUAAAGACGGCAUUGCCAGAUUGAAGAGGACGUCACACACUCAUUAUUGCUGCUCUCUGUGUCUCUGCUUAACACUAAGAGGCUUUGUUUUCAUCCGCCAACACAAAAAGUGACUGCUGUUAUUGGCGGAGAAGUGCUUCGUUGGAUUUGCUAGGGUUGCUAUCUGCGACCUUUCAAGCAUGCUUGAGCGCCAUCUUUUCUGUAUGUAAAAAAAAGAAGAAGUCUUACGAGGACCGACUAACUUUUUGGGGGAUUCUUUAUGAAACUGCGCAUUCAAGCGUUUGGUGUGAUGAUGAUGAUGAUGAUGAUGAUGAUGAUGAUGUGCUUUAUAUUGCAGCCUUUGUCUUAAAAAAAAAAUAAGGAGCUGAAAAGGAUUUAAAAAAGGACAAGUAUAUGAGUUUUCUUGCUCCGUAUUCCCAUAGACGUUUAGUUCUGUGAUCUUAUUUGAGUUUUAUUUGCUAAAUGGAAAACACUGGUUUAAGGGACCUGUUUUCACAUGACUACAGUAUUAUAAACAUUAAUAUGCAUGGAUAACUCACUGUUAAUUCAGAGAUUUUAAGUUGGCACAUACGUUGUCGCAAGCGUGUGUGUGUUUUAUUGUCGAUUAUGGUUUUGUAAAUGGCAGGUUAACCCGAUUAACACACUUGAUUUAGGUGAGUAGGUGUUCAUGUAACGUUCACAAGGCUCAGUUGUAUAUUUGUUCAUAAUCAUUGAUUUUCCAUGUUAAAGUGUGUGCUUUUUGAUGGGGUUUUUUUUGAGUUUACGUUCCCGAAUACGUAUAUCUGCGGUACAUCUCUGCACACUUGGCUAAAGUAGACAUUUUUGUUAUUAUUUGUGCGAUUAUGAGCAAUUUUUGCUUUUCUGCGACUAGUGUCACACUCUUAAUGCUUGGCUUGUUUUGGCAAUCAGGUCAUGACUUGCACUUUUUUUUUAUUUUUAACUCUGAGCUGAACACUGAAUGCACAUUUUAACGUGGACUAAAUUCAGCUUCUGUAAUAUCUGUGCAUCGCUCGCUUUGUUUUACGUUUUUAUUGAUUUUUAAAUGUAUUUAUUUAUUUAUUUUGUGUUUGACUGGUGUACAGACCAAAUUUGGUAAUUAUGAUCCACCCUCUAAAUUAAAAAUAAUUUCCCCUGCCAUUUCGUAGUCAGAGUGUGUUCAGAUCUCUUAAGCGUUCAUUCAUACAGAUAUACUGGUCUUAUUUUUUGCUGUAGUUCACUGUUGUGCUCUGUGUUUUGUACGUACGUGUGGCUGUGAUACAGUGUAGAUUAUUUUGUUAAGUCUUGCACAGGUCGCGCUGGCUAUUUGAAGCUAUUGUAAAUUCUUUCUACCAUCAGUUGUUCUUUUACCUGUGCAUUUCUAUUGUAAAUAAAAUGUUGCUAUAACUCAUAA
Molecule: messenger RNA, 8335 nt
Organism: Danio rerio (zebrafish)
Lineage: Eukaryota; Metazoa; Chordata; Actinopteri; Cypriniformes; Danionidae
Source: RefSeq, a predicted model, not a curated record